Messenger RNA from Topomyia yanbarensis, 1587 nucleotides. Its product is annotated as putative nuclease HARBI1. The transcript has 4 exons. The record is from RefSeq and is a predicted model, not a curated record. The coding region runs from base 1 to 804 and encodes 267 amino acids. NCBI's taxonomy places the organism in Eukaryota, Metazoa, Arthropoda, Insecta, Diptera, Culicidae.
AUGAGUGUAGAAUUAUGGUUCGAUACAGACAGUGAAGACGAGGAGGAAUAUGCUAAUCUUGCGGUAGAGCGUCGGCGCAUCAGAGAUAACUCCAAUCCGUUGGAUCAAACUGAAAAAUCGAUAUCCAAAGAGAUUUUUAAAUACCUACGAGAAAUAAAUGCGAUUAAACUUGGUUUCUAUGCCAAAACCGGAUUUCCAGGAGUAAUCGGAUGCGUCGAUGGAACUCACGUAAGCAUCAUACCUCCAGCUCGCGACAAGCACCUGUAUUACAAUCGUAAAGGGUUUCACAGUCUAAAUGUUAUGCUGGUUUGUGACCAUAACUUAGUGAUUCGAUAUCUUGAUGCAAAUCACCCAGGUUCCUCCCACGAUUCUUUUGUAUGGAAUGGUAGUUCACUGAAUCAGCUCCUAUCACAAAGAUACGAAAACGGGGAGAGGAACUCCUGGGGUGAUGCCGGCUACCCUUUGACGCCAUUUCUUAUUACCCCCUUUCGAACCGGUUCAAGUACCACUGAUCGACAGACGAGAUUCAAUGAAGUACAUUCCAAAACUCGCAUCACAGUGGAAAGAUCGAUUGGAAUGGCCAAGAAUACUUUUCGAUGCUUAUUAGGAGCAAGGCAGCUUUAUUAUAAGCCUGAAAAAGCCACGCAAAUAGUAAAUGUUUGCAACCUUCGCAUUAAGCAUAAAAUGGAUUAUGACGAGCCGGAAUUACAGGAUGGUGAAGGGGAUGCAGAGUUACAUGGUAUGGAUGGAAAUCAACAUGAUGCGUCGAUGAUCAGAGAGGAAAUCAUGAACAAUAUCUUAUAAAUAGCAGGCAAGUUGUUUUAUGCAGUAAUAAAAUUAAACGAAUAAAUGUUGUUUUAUUAAAUGACAUACGACUAACUUAAAGCGACGAAAUUUAUUUCAAGUUCAAUCUACAAAACAAUGACGUUUAUACUGAUAUUUUUGGAAAGUUAACUUAAAAAAUGGUAGCUAUAAAUUAACCCUCACUAUCAUCUCGGUCUAUGUCAUGAACAUCCUGCGCAUCAAUAUUAGCCGUUGUUCUCCGCCCCUGUUGACGCGCCGGUCAACGAAACGGAGUAGAAGAAGAAACGGGUUUCCAAUUCAGUAACGUAUAUUAUUGCACGUUAAAAAAUCCUGAAAUUUCACCAUCUUUUAGAUUUCAUCCCUAUUUCACAUAAUUAAUUCACUUACGUUUAGUCUAUUUCUGUUUUCUUCUUCCUUCUUUACUAUCUUAGUUCUUCCUUUCUUCCAAAUCUUAACCUCUCAACCUACAUAUGUAUAACUUUUAUUAGCAGUUUAAGGGAUACGAAUAUAAGUUUUCUAUCUUACAUUACUCAAUGCACAUCCGUCCGAAAGCCAAUUUCUGCUGCUGAAGAAACUUCACAAUUAAUGAACCGUAUAAUUCUAGCGGAAAACAACUAAUGCACUAUUCGUCUUCGUCGCCAAGUAGAUUACUCAUGGUUUCCGAAAAUUGCGCCAGUCAUCAUUCGUAGUGACAGUUUGUUAGUACGUCAUUUACCUCUCGGCAUGACGUGUUGCUACGAACAGCGCAUUGUUCCUUACAGUGAGUCGCGCUGACCAAGGGGU